AUGUUCUGUACAGGGAGAGCGCUGCACACCUUGUGGAGGUUGCUUUGGUGGGCAGCAGUGGUGUGCGGAGUGAGUUUAGCCCAGGAACCGUUCGCGAUUCAUUCCAUCAGGACAGACGGAGAUCUCACCUUGGGUGGCCUUUUCCCAGUGCACGCCAGAGGACCGAAGGGGACACCCUGCGGGGACCUCAAGAAGGAAAAGGGGAUCCAUCGUUUGGAGGCGAUGCUUUACGCCUUGGAUCAGAUUAACAGCGACCCCGAUCUUUUGACCAAUAUCACUCUGGGAGCUCGCAUCCUGGACACCUGUUCCAAGGACAUCUACGCAUUGGAGCAAUCUCUUACUUUCGUUCAGACUCACAUUCAGAAGGACUCUUCGGAUGUGAGAUGCACGAACGGGGAGCCCCCGAUCUUUGUCAAACCUGAGAGAAUAGUUGGAGUGAUUGGGGCAUCGUCUAGCUCUGUGUCCAUCAUGGUGGCCAAAAUAUUGAGACUCUUCAAGAUUCCGCAGAUCAGUUAUGCCUCCACAGCACCCGAGUUGAGUGAUAACAGCAGCUAUGCCUUCUUCUCACGCGUUGUUCCUCCGGAUUCCUACCAGACUCAGGCCAUGGUGGACAUAGUGAAAGCUAUGGGGUGGAAUUACGUGUCUACUUUAGCUUCAGAAGGGAGCUACGGGGAGAGUGGAGUGGAGGCGUUUGUGCAGGUCUCCAGGGAAGCUGGUGGGAUUUGCAUUGCUCAGUCUCUGAAAAUACCAAUGGAGUCAAGAAGAGCAGACUAUGAUAAAGUCAUCAGACGCCUUUUGGAUACACCCGAUGUUCGUGGCAUAAUCACUUUUGCCAAUGAGGAUGAUAUCAGGCAGGUACUUGCAGCUGCCAAAAGAGCAAACAGAGCAGGCCAUUUUGUCUGGGUCGGCUCCGACAGCUGGGGCUCGAAGACUUCUCCAGUAAAACAGCACGGGGAAGUGGCUGAGGGGGCAGUGACCAUUCUGCCCAAAAGAGCCUCUGUAGAAGGUUUUGAUACCUACUUCACAAGCCGGACUUUGGAGAAUAAUCGAAGAAAUGUCUGGUUUGCAGAGUUCUGGGAAGAGAACUUUGACUGUCAAGUGACACGAACUGGUUCAAAAAAAGACACAGCCAAAAAGUGUACAGGAGAAGAAAGGAUUGGAUUGCACUCCCAAUACCAACAGGAAGGUAAAGUUCAGUUUGUGAUUGAUGCUGUAUAUGCCAUGGCCCACGCACUGCAGAACAUGCACAAAAAUUUGUGCCCUGGCUACAUUGGCAUCUGUCCUGCGAUGGACCCAAUUAGUGGAGAAGACCUCCUGCGGUACAUCCGCAAUAUACAUUUUAAUGGUAGUGCUGGAAAUCCCGUGAUGUUCAAUGAUAAAGGUGAUGCUCCAGGCCGUUAUGAUAUCUUCCAAUACCAACUCAUUGCCAACAAUACCUGGGACUACCGCAUCAUUGGGCAGUGGACAGACCAACUAUAUCUUAAUGUGGAGGACAUGCGGUGGGCUGGAGGCAGCCGUCAGCCCCCUACAUCUGUCUGCAGUUUACCUUGCAAAGCUGGAGAGCGCAAAAAAAUGGUGAAAGGCGUGUCUUGCUGCUGGCAUUGUGAGCUUUGUGAUGGAUAUCAGUAUCAAAGAGAUGAAUUCACCUGCUCCCUGUGUAGCUAUGACAUGAGGCCCAAUGCAAACCGGACUGGCUGCAGCCAGAUCCCAAUUGUGAAGCUCGAGUGGCAUUCACCAUGGGCCAUUAUCCCUGUCUUUCUCGCUAUGCUUGGAAUUAUCGCCACUAUUUUUGUGAUUGCCACCUUUAUACGGUACAACGACACGCCCAUCGUGAGGGCCACCGGCCGGGAGCUCAGUUACGUCCUCCUCACUGGGAUAUUCCUUUGUUACAUCAUCACCUUCCUGAUGAUAGCCAAACCGAAUACAGGAAUCUGCUCCUUCCGUCGUAUCUUCUUGGGCCUUGGCAUGUGCAUCAGCUACGCAGCAUUAUUGACUAAGACGAACCGGAUUUUUCGCAUCUUUGAGCAGGGCAAGAAGGCCGUGACAGCACCCAGGCUCAUUAGCCCAACCUCUCAGCUGGCAAUCACAUCCAGUCUCAUUUCAGUCCAGCUCCUUGGAGUUUUCAUCUGGUUUGGGGUUGACCCACCAAACACAAUUAUAGACUACGAUGAACAGAAGACCUUAGAUCCUGAACUUGCCAGAGGUGUCCUCAAAUGUGAUAUUACAGAUUUACAAAUCAUAUGCUCCCUGGGAUACAGUAUUCUUCUAAUGGUGACAUGUACUGUUUAUGCCAUCAAAACAAGGGGCGUCCCAGAGAACUUCAAUGAAGCUAAGCCUAUUGGAUUCACUAUGUACACUACCUGUAUAGUUUGGCUUGCCUUUAUUCCAAUAUUUUUUGGCACUGCAAAAUCAGCAGAAAAGAUGUAUAUACAGACCACCACCCUCACCAUCUCCAUGAACCUAAGUGCUUCGGUAGCUUUAGGAAUGCUCUACAUGCCGAAGGUUUACAUCAUUAUCUUCCACCCAGAGCAGAACAUUCAGAAGAGAAAGCGUAGCUUUAAAGCAGUGGUUACUGCGGCAACGAUGUCUUCACGACUAUCUCACAAAUCCUCAGACAGGCCGAAUGGUGAAGCCAAAACAGAGUUGUGUGAAAAUGUAGAUCCAAACAGCCCAGCAGCCAAAAAGAAAUAUGUGAGCUACAAUGACCUUGUAAUUUAACUGCACUGACCUGAAGAGGAGGUCAAGUUCUUCAGGCAUAUGGUCAUUCAUCUGGCACAGGCCUCCACAUGCCCUACUGCCUGCUGGUGGAGGGGCCUGUAAGCCAGGCUUUACCUCAGAGAUUGAACACAGAAGAUCCAAGUGUUUGAUAAGCUCCUUGACAAACAACUCCUUCAAACAACCAUCGGACUUGCAACCCACUGUUGUAUUGUUACUUGCGUGACCUGACGCAUCAGUCAGAGCUGAGACCAAUGUAUCUUUUCUUGUGGACAAACUGCAAUGAACAAGUGAGAUCUCACAGGGCCUAUUAAGUCUUUGAGUGUACUUCCAGACUGCAGUUUUUGACAAAGAGAAAAAAA
Molecule: messenger RNA, 3077 nt
Organism: Hypanus sabinus (Atlantic stingray)
Lineage: Eukaryota; Metazoa; Chordata; Chondrichthyes; Myliobatiformes; Dasyatidae
Product: metabotropic glutamate receptor 7-like
Exons: 10
Coding region: 1-2718 (905 amino acids)
Biological process (GO): regulation of synaptic transmission, glutamatergic; G protein-coupled glutamate receptor signaling pathway
Cellular component (GO): membrane
Molecular function (GO): group III metabotropic glutamate receptor activity
Source: RefSeq, a predicted model, not a curated record